This is a messenger RNA of Tachyglossus aculeatus (Australian echidna), 2079 nucleotides long. It is a transcript of the gene LMOD1, whose product is annotated as leiomodin 1. Gene Ontology annotation, molecular function: tropomyosin binding; actin binding. NCBI's taxonomy places the organism in Eukaryota, Metazoa, Chordata, Mammalia, Monotremata, Tachyglossidae. Bases 151 to 2079 code for a protein of 642 amino acids. The transcript has 2 exons. Gene Ontology annotation, cellular component: myofibril; striated muscle thin filament. The record is from RefSeq and is a predicted model, not a curated record. Gene Ontology annotation, biological process: pointed-end actin filament capping; muscle contraction; myofibril assembly.
GGCACCACUACCAUCGCUGGCUCUCUAGGCUGGGAGGGUGUCUUCAAGCUCUUGGUUUGCUCCUACCCCCGAGUCCACAUCACCAGGCUCCCCACCCUCCUGCUGAAACACCUCCUGGCCCCCGGGGCCAAACGGUCCAAGGUGUCCAAGAUGUCCAAGGUAGCCAAGUACCGGCGGCAGGUGAGCGAAGAUCCGGACAUUGACAACUUGUUGUCCACCCUGUCGCCGGAGGAGAUGGAGGAGCUGGAGAAGGAGCUGGAUGUGGUGGAACCGGACAGGAGCGUCCCGGUGGGACUCCGGCAGAGGAAUCAGACCGACAAGCAGUCCACCGGCUUGUACAACCGAGAGGCCAUGCUCAACUUCUGCGAGAAGGAGACCAAGAAACUGAUUCAGCGGGAGAUGUCCGUGGACGAAAGUAAGCUUGGAGAGGCCAAACAAGACCCCAAAAACGGAGAGGAAAGGAAUAAGGACACAGGGGACAAAGUCUCGGGCCGGAAACGGGAUCUGGACCUGGGGAAGGAGUCAAAGAAAGAGGCCCUGAAGAAGUUCAAUAAGCAAGAGAAAGAAGACCCCGACAGUAAAGACAGAGAGAAACCCAGGGAAGAGAAAAUCAUCAGGGGAAUAGACAAGGGCAGGGUCAAGGCUGCCAUAGACAAGAAAGAGACCGGAAAGGGAAAGGACCAGCAGGGAGAAGAGAAAGGGGUGAGGGCCAGGAAGGAGGAAGAGAAAAAAGGAAGUGAAAAGGGACCGGUGGGGGAGAGGGAGGAGAAGGACAAGGGAGAAGAGAAGGGGGUGGGAUCCAAAAAGGAGGGAGAGAAGAAAGGAAGUGAAAAGAAGCCAGAGGUGAAGCAAGAAGAGAAGGAGCAGGGAGAGGAAAAGGGCAAGAAGGAGGGAGAGAAGAAAGGAAGUGAAAAGGGGCUGGCAGUGAAGCCAGAAGAGAAGGACAAGGGAGAGGAGAAAGGGGCAGGACCCAAGAAGGAGGAGGAGAAGACCCAAAGAGGAAGGGCAGAAGGCAAAAAGCAGAGCGGAGACCCUGUAGCCACAAAGGAGCCCAAGGAGGAGAGAGAGGCCGAGGCACCGAGGCAGACGGCCGUCCCCGAGCACCACCCGGCCAGCGACCUCCCUGGGGCUCCGGGCAGCCAGGCGGCGGCCGAGGGGGAGGAGGCCUCUCCCAGUAUCUUCGAUGAGCCCCUGGAGAAGGUGAAGAACAACGACCCUGAGGUGACCGAGGUGAACGUGAACAACUCGGACUGCAUCACCAACGAGACCCUGGUCCGCUUCGCCGAGGCGCUGGAGUUCAACACGGUGGUCAAGGUGUUCGCGCUGGCCAACACGCGAGCCGACGACCACGUGGCCUUCGCCAUCGCCCUCUUGCUCAAGGCCAACAAGACCAUCACCAGCAUCAACCUGGACUCCAACCACGUGACCGGCAAGGGCAUCCUGGCCAUCUUCCGGGCGCUGCUCCAGAACAGCACGCUGACCGAGCUCCGCUUCCACAACCAGCGGCACAUCUGCGGGGGCAAGACCGAGAUGGAGAUGGCCAAGCUGCUCAAGGAGAACACCACCCUGCUCAAGCUGGGCUACCACUUCGAGCUGGCCGGGCCCCGCAUGGCCGUCACCAACCUGCUCAGCCGCAACAUGGACAAGCAGCGGCAGAAACGGCUGCUGGAGCAGAAGCAGGCCCAGGAGGGCGGCGGUGGCGAUGGCGGGGAGAAGAAGAAGGACCGGCUGGAAGUGCCCAAGGCCGGGGGGCCGCUCAGAGGGCCCUCCCCACAGCCGUCCCCGAAGGCUUCGCCCAAGAACUCCCCCAAGAAGGGGGCCGCCCCGCCGCCCCCUCCCCCGCCCCCUCUGGCCCCUCCUCCCCUGGCCCCCCCUCUUUUGGUGGAGAACCUGAGGAACUCCCUCUCACCAGCCACCCAGAGGAAGAUGGCCGACAAGGCGCUGCCCGCCCAGGAGAAGAAUUCGCGAGACCAGCUACUGGCCGCCAUUCGCUCCAGCAACUUAAAGCAACUCAAGAAGGCAAGAGGGGACUACCGUGGGGUGGCUGGGGAGAGGAACCGGGCCAUCCGGCGGGCCUGA